This is a messenger RNA of Protopterus annectens (West African lungfish), 3211 nucleotides long. RefSeq names its product HAUS augmin like complex subunit 5 (gene HAUS5). NCBI's taxonomy places the organism in Eukaryota, Metazoa, Chordata, Ceratodontiformes, Protopteridae. The transcript has 21 exons. The record is from RefSeq and is a predicted model, not a curated record. Gene Ontology annotation, cellular component: centrosome; HAUS complex. Bases 354 to 2351 code for a protein of 665 amino acids. Gene Ontology annotation, biological process: centrosome cycle; spindle assembly.
AAAAAAAAAAAGAUUGUCAGAGGGGAAGGGGACUUGCGUUGAAAGUUAAUGUACGGUAGUUUGAAUUGUGCUACAUACAAACAUGAAUAAAAAGGCGAGUAAUGGCUGUAGUGCGUGCUUUGUUUAUAGGCUUAUCACUGAGCAGGAAGUUGGCUUAAUGUACAAUUCAUUCUAAUUUCCUUGUGUUUGCUUUUCGGAUCAUUGGUUUCUUGGUUGUUCUUAUGCAAGCUGUAUAUAUUAUUCAACAGUCUCCAUUUCCAGAAGUUUUCUACUCUGGGCAGUGAUUUAGUGGUUUCAUUUUUACCUAGACCAUAUACGUCUACUUAUUCUCAUAGGGCGCUCUUACUUAGGAAAUGGAGCGAAAGGAUCUUGCUUCGGAACUUAAACAGUGGGUCACAGAAGAGAUGGGCAUGCCUGCUCGCAGAAUUCCGUCAGAUGCUUUGUUCCGGAAAAUGUGUUUGGGUCGAUGUGCUGAUAUCUGGAAAUAUGUCGUACGGCAUGUAUAUAGCUCAAGGUAUGUGAAGAAAGUCCGUGGAAACUUGCUUUGGUACAAGGAUCUUCGCCAGCUUGAGGUUGAUCAGAGUGAAGCAGAGAGCCAGCGGGAGCAGCGGAAAGUCCUUAUGAAGAAUAUCUUGACUGUAAAGUUGGAGAAUGAGCAGUUAAAUUUACAGAUUGAAGCUGCAUUGCAGUCAGUGGAUGUAGAUGAAAGCAGCAUGGAGCUGACUCUUGAAAGAAUACAUGACAGCAAGAUGCGCACUCAGAUGUUGAAAGCUUUUUCUUUACGCAUGCUAAAUGAAAGAAAAAAAUUGCGAGAGCACAUUGCCCGCAUUUCUAGUCGUAUAGAGCAGUGCCAGCAUACUUGUAGUAAAGGAAAAACUGAAGUAGUCUUUGGCGGAACCUUUGUGAACCCUGAUCACAAUGCUUCACCAGUUGCAGUUCCAGAGCCUGCUGUUCUGAGGGUUGUGAAGAAGGCUUGUCUGCUGCGUCAUGAGCUUCUUAUGUCUCUCUUGAAAACUGAAUUAGAUGGAAAUCAGCAGUUUAGUGAUGAGACGGAGGCACAGUUCCAGGUUUCCUAUCAGCACUGGCUUAGUUUGGUUGAGAAUAUAAUGAGCUGCCAUCCACCCAGUCACAUCCUUUUGGCGCUGGAGUACUUGGCAUCGCAGAAUACUUUGAAAUUAAGAGAGAUGACAUCCAGGCUCAACAUAUCUGAGGACAUAGAGGCACUCAAAUUUCGGUAUGAAAGUCGUCACCUUAAGGAUGUUUCUAAACAAGAUGAUGUACUUCCUACUGUCAAGUGGUUGAUCCAGGAUGGAUGGAAUAAGUGUGAACAACUUGAGAUUGAAAACCUCUUGCAACAGGAUCUGGAGGAAGCUUUAGCUGCAAAACUGACUUCAUUAACACAAGAAUAUCGACAGCUCAUUUCGGGGUUCUCCGAGACUGAGGCACUUGUCAGGACUGCCUUUGAUCUAGAGCUGACACUUGUGGGAAGAAAAGCUUUCUGUCAUUCCUUACUAGAACAGUCAGAGGAGAUAAAGAGACUAAUCCAUGCAAAGCAUCUAGAACUUCAGGCACUACAACAGAAACGCCAGCAGGUCCUCGAUUUCCAGCAGUUAGUGAUUAAGAAACAAGAAAGUAUCCGAAAGGUGAUAAAAGGAAAUUCAAUAAACAAAUCUCAGCUGAAGAAGAGUCGUGCAGAGAUCGAGGCAUACAUUGAAGACAGACUGCUAAAACAUGAGAUGAGGAUCUUGUCAGAGACUGGACUGCUGAGAAACUGGGUGGACCGUGAAGUGCAGCAUUUUAAAUCCAUCUCUCUGCCUUGCUUUCAGCGCAUGACUGUGAAUGAUGUUCAGCGAAUUCCAGUUCAUGAGCUGUCAAUUCAUGGACUUGACCUGACAGAUCCCACAGAGAAUUAUGCAUUGCAAAAAGUUUGUCAUUGUCUGCAUUUCCCCAUGUACAAGGCCCCAGAACAGAUUAUGUACCAUGUGGCUGAUAAAAAGCUUCAGAAGAUUUUGUUAAGCAGCCAUCUGCAGUUCAAAGAAAGUGCUUUGAAAGUACUUGAACAGAAGCUGUCAGCAGCUCCAGAUACACAAGGCCUCCUUCAUUUGGUCUUGGAGAAUGACCGACUUCAGCUCAGCAAACUUCUUCCUGCAAUUCAUCAUCAAACUAAGCGGUGUAUUCAGUGUAUUCAUCACUGCAGUGAGGUGCAAAAAGCUGUGACAGCAUGGCUGGAACAGCCUGCUCAGUUUACACUUCCAUGGGAAAAACGGCAUGGACUGAGCCUACAGCAGUGGCAUGAAAGAUGGACCCUGGCUGUAAAAGCGCUUCAAGAGAAGCAGGGAAACUGGACAUAAUCCACAACAAGGCACAAAAUGUGCGUCAGGACUAGGGAUGGAAACUUAUGCAACCACCCUCUGGCACCUUGGCUGGAUGCAAUUCAUGGGGCAAAAACUCAAACACCAUUUCAUGACUAAUUUUAUUUAUAUAUAUUCCAAUCAGUGAAAAGGCAGGAACAAAAAAAAUAAAGCGAAUGUUGAGUUUUUAAAGUGAAACAAAGUACAGUGUUUUUAUGGUAGCCAGAGUCAAAAUAAUGGAAAUGGAACUGUAUGUCUUUAAAAAGUACAUGAAAAAUGCAGUACAUGAAUGUAAAACAUUGUACUGUGAAACUCAGAGGGGCUUCACGUUUCAUUACAGCAGUGACUUUAAAAAGAGGCUUCCAGCACUGGACAUAACAAGGGACUUGCUGUCUUGGGUCUGAGAUGUCUUCUGUUAUCACCAUGCUACUUUUCGUUCGAAGGAUUUGGCAGAUAUGUAGUUUGAAAAAUCUUUCAAACCUCAACAUUGUGCUCAGUAAACAUAUAGAAGCUGACUAAAACCUGAGAAGAUGCUUUCAGCCUGGUAAAUUUAAUGAAUGCCUUGUUUAAGCUGUAGCUAGAUGAAUAGUUUAAUAGUCAAUUUCUUGUGAUGAUGGUGCAGUAUUAUAUUGCCUGGCCUUCUCUCGCUGUCCUUAAUGGAAGCUGUAAGAGAAUAUGGUAUGCUUCUGUCAGGUUUGGUACAUGUUAACAAGUUAUGGAACUGUGGGCCAGAUGGUUUUGAUCAUAGAAGGAGUGGUCAGAUUUGUUCUCUGCAUACCUUUUCAUAUAUAACAGCAUUCAUGAAAUGGGUGAUUUGAGUUGUCCUGUAUUGAUGAAAAUAAAGAUGUUUUUAAAAUGUU